Molecule: messenger RNA, 1909 nt
Organism: Daucus carota subsp. sativus
Lineage: Eukaryota; Viridiplantae; Streptophyta; Magnoliopsida; Apiales; Apiaceae
Product: probable magnesium transporter NIPA4
Exons: 9
Coding region: 426-1466 (346 amino acids)
Biological process (GO): magnesium ion transport
Cellular component (GO): membrane
Molecular function (GO): magnesium ion transmembrane transporter activity
Source: RefSeq, a predicted model, not a curated record
GAGUUUGUUUAGUUUAGUGUUGCAUCUAUCUUACGAUGAUUGCAAUUUCCAGAUUGAGUAAAGAAGAAGAUUGUCUAUUUGUCUGUAAUCCUGGUUAACACACACGCCAAACAGUCACACAAGACUUAAAGUCUUUAACUUUCACCAUUUCAAACCUCCCCAACUGUCAUUUCUUUCCGAUCUACUUGCAAACAAGAAACAAUACGCCAAAUUAUACUCAGCCCAACAAACCCUUCUUUUAUUUCCCUCUAAUUCAUUGUGUUUCUGCUUCAAAAUUCAAUCUUUUUUACCCAUACAAUCAGUAUAUAUGUUUUUGUGGGUACAAACCCACAAAUUUAAGUGAUCUUGGGUCAAAGAUUGUGACUUUUUUUAGGUUUAAGGCAUGCCCGGAUGAGAUGAAUUUGUGAGAAUUUGUAGUGAUUGCUAUGGCUAUGGAAGAGGUGAAAAAUUAUAGCUGGAGAGAUUCAUAUAGGGGAAUGUCCUCUGAUAAUGUGAAGGGUUUAGUUUUGGCUUUGUCUUCGAGUUUGUUCAUCGGUGCUAGCUUUAUUGUUAAGAAAAAAGGGUUGAAAAGAGCUGGUGCUUCAGGUGUAAGAGCAGGGGUUGGAGGAUAUUCAUACUUAUAUGAGCCACUAUGGUGGGUGGGAAUGAUAACAAUGAUUGUUGGAGAGAUAGCAAAUUUUGCAGCUUAUGCAUUUGCACCAGCCAUUCUAGUCACUCCUCUUGGUGCCCUCAGCAUUAUUAUAAGCGCUGUACUUGCACAUAUAAUUUUAAGAGAGAAGCUCCACAUUUUUGGUGUUCUUGGUUGCAUCUUGUGUGUCGUGGGCUCAACCACCAUUGUUCUGCAUGCUCCUCAAGAACGUGCUAUCGAGUCCGUAAAGGAAGUGUGGGAUCUUGCUACAGAGCCAGGUUUUCUCUUGUAUGUAUCAGUGGUGUUAGCAGCUGUCUUCAUACUUAUAUUCCGUUAUGUUCCACAAUAUGGCCAGACACAUAUAAUGUGUUACAUCGGAGUGUGUUCACUAGUUGGUUCUAUUUCAGUCAUGAGUGUCAAAGCAAUUGGAAUCGCUUUAAAGCUAACAUUAUCGGGAGUUAAUCAGCUUAUUUUUCCCCAGACAUGGGCUUUUACAAUGGUGGUUAUCCUCUGUGUGCUUACACAGAUGAAUUAUUUAAACAAGGCACUGGACACGUUUAAUACGGCUGUUGUUUCUCCGAUAUACUACGUUAUGUUUACAUCAUUAACUAUUUUGGCAAGUGUGAUAAUGUUUAAGGAUUGGGAUAGGCAGAGCCCAACACAAAUUGUCACGGAGAUGUGUGGGUUUGUGACAAUCCUCUCAGGAACAUUUUUGCUUCACAGAACGAAGGACAUGACUGAUGGCCCGGCGCCUCUACCAGUGCGUCUUCCAAGACACACGGACGAGGAUGAAGGUAUUCCUCUUAGACGACAAGAAACAGCAUCGAGAUCAGUGUGAUGAAUCCUUCUCAUUAUUGUUGAUGCACAAGAAAGACCCAAAGCGUCAGAAUUGCUCCUUCUUUUUGGAGCUUUGGGCAUGCAUCAUCCUUUUCUGGAAUGGUAUUGACGCUAACAUGGAAAUUCUUUUUGUAUGCUUAACCCUUUUCUUUUCUUUCGAAGGAAAGGCUAGAACAGGUUCUUUUACAAUGAGAUUGAAAAAAUUGCAAGUGCCCUCUCUUGGUAGAAGGGAGAAUUGCCAAUGUAAGACUGAAAGGAUGUGAUUUUACAAAAAUGUAUCAUUCUUGUUAGUUUGACUUGGAAAGACAAAGGCUUUAGGGUGAUUUGUGUUGUUGACUCCAGUUAUCCGGAGCACCUAACCUUGAUCAAUUCAGCAAGACAGAAAAAAAAGUUUAUUUACAGUGUUCAAAUUAAAUUUUGGGCAAGACAAUAUAUUUCUUAGUA